CGGAGUGCCCGCCGCCCGCCGGACCGUCAGCCUGGUCGGUGGCUGCCCGGUUGUGGUUGGAAGUUUCCCCGCCGUUGGCCGAGAGAACUAGCCAGAAAUACACUCCCGGGAAAUGGCCUCUAAAUCUUGGCUGAAUUUUUUAACCUUCCUCUGUGGAUCAGCAAUAGGAUUUUUUUUGUGUUCUCAACUAUUCGGUAUUUUGUUGGGAGAAAGGGCUGACACGCAGCCUAAUAUGCUUCACAAUGACCCUCAUGCGAGGCAUUCAGAUGAUAAUGGACAUGGUCACCUUGAAGGACAGAUGAACUUCAAUGCAGAUUCUAGCCAACAUAAAGAUGAGAACACGGACAUUGCUGAGACCCUCUAUCAGAAAGUUAAAAUUCUUUGUUGGGUUAUGACAAGCCCUCAAAAUCUAGAGAAAAAGGCCAAACAUGUCAAAGCUACAUGGGCCCAGCGUUGUAAUAAAGUAUUAUUUAUGAGUUCAGAAGAAAAUGAAGACUUUCCUACUGUGGGAUUGAAAACCAAAGAAGGCAGAGAGCAGCUGUAUUGGAAAACAAUUAAAGCUUUUCAGUAUGUGCAUGACCAUUAUUUAGAAGACGCUGAUUGGUUUAUGAAAGCAGACGAUGACACAUAUGUCAUACUGGACAAUCUGAGAUGGCUUCUCUCAAAGUAUAACCCUGAACAACCCAUUUACUUUGGGAGAAGAUUUAAGCCGUAUGUGAAGCAAGGGUAUAUGAGUGGAGGAGCAGGAUACGUCCUAAGCAAAGAGGCAUUGAGAAGAUUUGUUGAUGCAUUUAAAACAGAAAAAUGUACACAUAGUUCCUCCAUCGAAGACUUAGCACUGGGAAGGUGCAUGGAAAUUAUAAACGUGGAAGCUGGAGACUCCAGAGAUACCACUGGGAAAGAAACCUUCCACCCAUUUGUACCAGAACACCACUUAAUCAAAGGUUAUCUCCCAAAAACAUUUUGGUACUGGAAUUACAACUAUUAUCCUCCCAUAGAGGGUCCUGGUUGCUGUUCUGAUAUUGCAAUUUCUUUUCACUAUGUUGAUUCUACAACUAUGUAUGAAUUAGAAUACCUCGUUUAUCAUCUUCGUCCAUAUGGUUAUUUAUAUAGAUAUCAACCUGCCUUACGUGAGAAUAUACUAAAAGAAAUUAGUCGAGCAAACAAAAAUGAAGAUACGAAAGUAAAAUUAGGGAACCCUUGAAAGCAGAACAUGAGAGAACUGAGGUUAAAUGGUGUACAUUGCACUGAAGAGCUCCUGCGUUCUGACAGAACCCUGAAAUCCCAGUGAGGAACUCAUCUGAAAGGAACAUUCCAUGUAGAAAUCUUUCAAAUGGAUGACUAUAAACUGAAGCAUUUAAAGAGCUGUGAAGUCUGCAAAAUGUUUUGAUACAGUAAUAUAUAAAUAUAAAUAAAUAUAUAUAAAGAAUUUGUGUUUUUAAAAUGGUGACAGACAGAAGAGCUUAGAAAGAUUCUGUCCCCUGUUGCUGACAGUGUGUAUUAUCACUAAAGCUGGAGUGGUUCAGUCCGUAACCAGCUACUGCACCCAGCCCGGACAGAACACAUGCUGAAUGGAUCUGCCUUAAAACCAGAAGACUCUUGCUCAGUGGUGUUCCUCAGCUCACAUGGAUAUGGUACAAACCAGCCUUCCGGUUCCCAAACGAGAAGUUUUCUGUAAUUAUAUUAUUUAUAAUUGGCAGUGUUUCCUCAAGAAGAAGCAGAGUAAGGAUGGCACUUGCCCUGAAGUGCGCUAAUAAACCACAUUUUCUGAUUAUUAUGGGCCUUGACUAUAUGAGUUAGUUCUACAUAUAAGCAGUCUUACACCAAGUCCCCAUUGUCUCUUGAAUAUCAUUUUCACUAUUAAUGCUUAUUUACCCAAUGCAGUGGCAGCAUUCUAUAAACCAUGCAUUUUAAAAUAUUUUGUUCCCAAAUUCAUUCUUUGUUAAUUGUAGGUAACAAAGUUAAUGCUGUUUGGACAAGCAUUUUUAGUAUUGGUACCACUCUCAGGAAUUAUUACUGACAUUGUAAAUUAUUUAGAAGUCUUUCCAACUACAUAAUUAUUGCUCCUUUUAUUUUCAUCCUGUGGAGAUAAGACUUGUUUGUGCCUUUCAUAACUUCUUUAAAGCACUUUUAAAAUUAAUUUUUAUACCUGAUAUGUCUGGUAACACUGGCAAAAUUGUUUGAAUGCAGGUUUGGUCAGAAUUAAAAACAAUAGCAAGUAAAGGACUCUUAAACAAGCUAAAAUGUCAUAUACUUUAUAAACAACCGAUUUCAUGCUUCUUCUUUGUGGAUAAUUGUCUUUCCAGCAGUAAUUCCAACACAGCAGAAUCCCAUUCAGACUGCCAUCAAAAGAGGUCUGUGUAUCACUCUAACUCCACAGUGUUGCUUAAAAACUUUAAUUUUUUUUUUUUUUUUGUCAUCAGCAAUACUAAGUAGAGCAGAAUAUUUUACAGGUUUUCCAUAAUUUUUUUUAAUUGUGAAUGAUUUACAUUUUGUAUCAUGCUACUUUUGCAUGAUAAUACAUGUGGACUCGGUUGCUUGGCUAAAUAAUGAAUAUAAAUAAUUUAUACUUAUUGUGCCAAAACGAUAGCCUCUGGAUGGUAUAUUUGAAAGGAUAUUGGCUAGUUAUGGAUCACUGUCCACAUGAAGAAAAUAUAAACCAACUUUAGAAAUUAAUUUGGUGUAGGUUCUCAUCUACCUAUAGCCUAGGCUUUCCAGACUGUUCUUUGAACAGCCCCUUACCAUGGUUUGGAUAUCACUUUGUCUGUGUUCCAUAUACUAGCAGAGUAAACAUCUUAUCAUAAUGAUCCAAAACGCUUAGCAUUUGUUCAUAGGAAAUGAGUGCUGCAGUGAGUCCUGGCUGCAGAGUCAGGCAGCCUGGCUUUAAGUUCUUCCAUCGCUGUUCAUGGAGCCUGAACAAUUACUUAAUUUCUUUGUACCUCAAUUUCCUCAUCUAUAAAUUAGGGAUAAUGAUACUACCUACCUCACAGGAUUUUAAUGAGGAUUAUAUAAAUGAAUAUACAUAAGGUUAUUAGAACUGUCUGGCUCAGAUUGGGAUAUCACUUUUAAGUAUGAGGUUUCAUUGUGUUACCUUGGGAGUAUAAAUACUUUGAUUUAGACAAAUGCAAUGGUCAAAUCAGAUCUGAAGGAAAUAUUUUGCACAUUUCUUAUAAUAUCUAGUAUUCAUCUAGUGCCUGCUGUAUGCCAGAUACUGUUCUUAUUCUGUACAUUUGUGUUAAUCCUCAUAAACUGGGUGUUAUUUCCGUAAUAUAGAUGAGGAAACAGGCUCAAAGAAUUCAAGUGAUAUUUUCACUGUCACAAAGCUAGUAAGAAAGAAGGCUGGGAUCUAUAAUCAAAACCUGUGUGAUUUAUAUUACAUCAGCCAUAUAUAUAUAUAUAUAUAUAUAUACACACACACAAACACAUACAUACACAUAUAUAUACAUACAUAUCAUACAUAUAUAUGUGUAUAUAUUAUACACACACAUAUAUACACAUAUAUAUGUGUAUAAUAUAUAUAUACACACACACACACACACACACACACACACACACACACACACACACACAUAUAUGGCUAACAGUUUGGUUUAAAGAAGCCCUGAAGGUUAACCUUACUAAUCCUAUGUUGAGAACCGUUGCCUGUUUACCUACACGAUUUUGGUGCAAAUAGUCUUUGGAACACACUCAGGAUUUCCGCCCAGGAGAGAGACAUUUUUCAAAGACUCUGAAACAUGUUUUAAAUCAGUGUAGUCCAGUAUCAUACUAUAUUUAAAGUAAAAUGCUACAAAGUUUAAAGGGUCAGUGCAUCAUUGGUUUUGGCAAAAUUCUGUACUUCUCUUUAGUGACUAUUAUCAGGACCCUCAAAUUCUCCAAGUUUAGUCAUUUCACACUGAGCAGAAAGGGUUCAGUACGUACUAGUAUGUACAUAUGAAUUCAUUAAAACAUAUGUAAAUGAAUAUCAUGAAAAUGUCUGCUAGUUGCUAAAAUUUCCAAUAGAAAUAGAAAACUGCUACUUUAUAUAUGCCAAGUAUUUUCUGCUACUUUAUACUGUCAGCUUGAGUUUUGUCACUUUCAAAAAUCACUUGCCUAUCUUAAGAUCUAAUGAAGCAAAAAUUUCUCCCAAGUAUUUGAUAGAGCACAUUAAACAGGAUUUUGUGGUGAUAAUGAUUCGCCAUCUUUUAGAUAAAGAUCUCUGUCUUAUGAAAAAUUGAUUGUAGUGUGGUUUCAAUACAUAAGACUUUUAAUAAAGUCUUGUAUUCUCUAUUAAUAAUAUACUUGUAUUUUCUAGUGGGAAGUUUAUUAGACAAAGCAGGUUUUUGUCCCAGAGUUUGACUGUUCGAACAUGCCUAAAUUUCAGAGAUCAACUUGUUACUAUAAAAGGACUAGAUUAUAAAUCACUGGCCACUUCAUAGUAUGUUUUGAAUAUGGUAAUUGGAUUUGAGCAUUAAGUUUGCUAGCUGGUUAUUUUCAUAGCUAUUUCUUGAGUAUUAAUUUUUUUUACACUCUUAGCCUGUCAAACUGUAUUGCCGGAUUGAGGCCCUGUUAUACUUGAAAGAAAUUCUCACUUGGUUUGUCAAAUCCUACCUACCUAGCUUUGUUCUUGCACUUUCAGUUCAUGAGGUCAUUCAUUCUGUCUUUGAUGGUUCCUUUAUAAAAGCUUAACUCCCUUGAUACUUGUAGUGCUGUCUCCUUGUGGUUCAUUUGGGUGAUCAGAAUGUUUAUCAUUUGUGAUGGUUUCCAAUGAGACUCAGUCCAACAAUAUCUGCUGGGUCUCGGGCUACUUGCCCUAAUUGAACUUGCACAACCUAAAACAAGUCUACAUCUGUAAUUAAGGAAGUAAAGUUGUUUACCCUCCUAUUAAAAGCAAAAGGCAAACACAUUAACCUCAUCUCUCUUGUUUUGUAUUAGGCCUGAUAGAAACAUCAUGGGGACAAGCUGGAUAUGUUUUACACUAAUGUAACCUUUGUUGAUUAAAGAUGACUUACAGUUCUAUAUCAAAGUUGUAUUGAAAUCUUAACACCAGUUGAAAUGAGAACUUUGUACAGAUUCUUUUAGAGAAAAGCAUCAUCAGAGUUGAAUGUCCUUUGUUCCAGCUCCCUUUCCUCUCUUGAGUUUUCAGUAACAUUAGUUAAGUUUGAGUAACUUUGCAGGGCGCUAUAAACUAAUGAUCUACAUGAAGUGUAUUAUUAGAUGGAAACUAAUCUUACUGCUAAGCAGUGUAUUGUAUUAUACAGUGAAUGUUUGUGUUUUGAAAUUUAAAAAUUAUUUAAAGUAAUAGUGUCAAUGAAGGGUUUAAAAAUGUCUGGUGACUUGCUUAUUUUAAGUGAUCACCAUUAAGUAAGAAAAUGUAUUUUUAAACAUUUUUUAAAGUGCCUUUUGAGAAUUUUUAAAUAAUGGAUUCAAACAACUGCAUAAAAUAAAUUACCAUGUUCAAAAUUGC
Psammomys obesus (fat sand rat) is the source of this 5443-nucleotide messenger RNA. It is a transcript of the gene C1galt1, whose product is annotated as core 1 synthase, glycoprotein-N-acetylgalactosamine 3-beta-galactosyltransferase 1. The transcript is spliced from 4 exons. The record is from RefSeq and is a predicted model, not a curated record. Lineage: Eukaryota; Metazoa; Chordata; Mammalia; Rodentia; Muridae. The coding region runs from base 113 to 1204 and encodes 363 amino acids. Gene Ontology annotation, cellular component: membrane. Gene Ontology annotation, molecular function: N-acetylgalactosaminide beta-1,3-galactosyltransferase activity.